Penicillium maclennaniae is the source of this 1125-nucleotide messenger RNA. RefSeq lists its product as uncharacterized. Gene Ontology annotation, biological process: carbohydrate metabolic process. The transcript has 2 exons. The record is from RefSeq and is a predicted model, not a curated record. NCBI's taxonomy places the organism in Eukaryota, Fungi, Ascomycota, Eurotiomycetes, Eurotiales, Aspergillaceae. Bases 1 to 1125 code for a protein of 374 amino acids. Gene Ontology annotation, molecular function: hydrolase activity, hydrolyzing O-glycosyl compounds.
AUGCCAUCAACCGGUCGAAUGGAAUUCGGCCCGCUACGCGACAGAUUCACGGCGAAUGCAGCAACAGUCGUUGACUACGUGUUAGUAACUUCAUCAAAAGCCGGUGAUUACGAUACGCUUCAGCAACGUCUUUCAGCUAUCACGGGAAGGGGCCCUAUUCCGCCAGACUGGUCACUAGGUUACAUUCAAUCAAAAUUACGCUAUGAAAAUCAGACCGAGGUGGUUUCGCUUGCCGAAGAGUUCCAGAGACGCCAAAUUCCUGUAUCAAUGAUUGUCAUUGACUUCCAAUCAUGGGCUCACCAAGGCGACUGGGCCCUCGAUCCACACCUUUGGCCUGAUGUGGCUGAAAUGUCGCAUAAGGUCAUCAAGCUGACCAAGGCCGAGAUGAUGGCAUCCCUUUGGCCUAGCGUGGCGGACAAUAAUGAUGGCACAAGGUUUCCUCUCUGCCACUCGAUCUGGCCCGGCACGACUGACUCUUGGAAUGGCUCCUACAUCCGAAACUACGAUUCGACCAACCCACGCGCCCGCUCUUACUUGUGGGAUACACUUAAGAAAGAUUAUUUUGACAAGGGCAUCCAAAACUUUUGGAUUGACCAGGCUGAUGGCGGAUCUCUGGGCGAGGCACACGAAAAUAAUGGUCAGAGUAGCUACAUCGAAUCCAUCCCAUUUGCGCUCCCGGAUGUGUUAUAUGCGGCUGGGACCCAAAGCAGCGUCGGCAAGUUAUACCAAUGGGCCCAUCAGCAAGCCAUCGAAGAGGAGCUUCGGAAUGCGACAUCCACAAAAAUGGGAAGUCCUUGUGAUUAUCUCUCGUUGAGUCGGUCGGGUUAUAUUGGCUCGCAGAGAUUCUGCAGUAUGAUCUGGUCCAAUGACACCACUGCGGUUUGGGAAACACUCAGUGCCCAGGUGGCUAGUGGUUUAUCGGCAGCUGCGACCGGAUGGGGCUGGUGGACCCUGGACGCUGGAGGAUUCCCAAGCAGAUCCAACAGUACCCUGGAGCGCGAACAUCGAUACCCCAGAAUAUCGCGAACUUUAUGUCCGAUGGCUACAGUGGACAACUUUCCUCCCUUUCAUGCGCACCCAUGGCUCGAGGGCGUGCAAUACCCAGGAUGCCUACACAUGUGCUAA